AUGGCACACACCUGGUGGUGGCUACUAUUUGGCGUUGUCCUACUGCUAACGGUUGGCACACGAUUCUACAAUGUAACGGCGCCGGACCACGUGUGCUGGGAUGAGACACACUUUGGGAAGAUGGGCAGCUGGUAUAUCAACCGAACGUUCUUCUUCGACGUUCACCCACCGCUCGGUAAAAUGCUGAUCGGCUUGUCCGGCUAUCUGACGGGAUACGAUGGCACGUAUCCUUUCGACAAGCCGGGCGACAAGUACAACGGAACACACUACGAAGGCAUGCGCAUUUUUUGCACCGCUCUCGGGGCAGCCAUCGUUCCCAUGUCCUUUCACACCGUGUGGGAUAUGACCCAUUCACUGACGGCGGCCACCUUUGCUGCGGCGUACAUACUGUUCGACAUCGGCAUGCUAAUCCUGAACCGGUACAUUCUGCUCGAUCCGCCGCUGAUCUUCUUUAUGACCGCCUCGGUUAUGGGUAUGGCCCGGGUGACGAGACUCACGCGGGACGCCCGAAGCUUCACCGGCAGCUGGUGGCUCUGGUUGGCGUUCACCGGCGCCAUGCUUUCCUGCACCAUUAGCGUGAAGUUCGUGGGCUUGUUCGUUGUGCUGCUCGUUGGUCUGCAUACGGCCAGCGAUUUGUGGGACGUGUUGGGCGAUCUGUCGCACCCGAUCGGGUACACCUUCCGGCAACUGCUAGCACGCGGCCUAACCCUAAUCGUGCUACCGAUCGUGCUUUACGCCAGCUUUUUCUACAUCCACCUCACGGUGUUGAAUCGCAGCGGAAGUGGCGACGGGUUCUACAGUUCCGGUUUCCAGUCCAAUCUGAUCGGCAACUCGCUGUACAACGUGUCGAUGCCGCGCGAAGUAGCGUACGGGGCAGUGGUCACGCUGAAGAACCACAAAACCGGCGGAGGAUAUUUGCACUCCCACAACCACCUCUACCCGAAGGGAGCCGGUGCACGCCAGCAGCAGGUGACGACGUACAGCCACAAGGACGAAAACAACCGAUGGCUGCUAAAACCGUACGACAAGCAGGGAGUGGACAACGUAACGCUCGUGAAACACGGUGAUCUCGUCCGCCUGGAGCAUUUUCCGACGCGCCGCAAUUUGCACUCGCACCGCGAAGAGGCACCCGUUACGAAAAAGCAUCUCCAAGUAACGUGCUACGGUGAGGACGGGCAGGGGGACACGAACGACGUGUGGCAGGUUCAGAUCGUUGGCGGGAAAACCGGUGACACGCUCGAGACGGUGACGAGCCGGCUGGUGUUCUAUCACUACAUCGAGCGCUGCGUGCUGACCACCACCAACAAGCAAUUGCCCAAGUGGGGCUUCGAGCAGCAGGAGGUCUCCUGCAACCCGAACAUCCGCGACAAGGCCGCCCAGUGGAACGUCGAGGAUAAUCAGUUUGAAAAGUUACCGAGCGUUAACUUUCAGGUGUACGCACCGGGGUUCCUUAGCCGUUUCCUUGAAUCGCACGCGGUGAUGCUGCAGGGCAACGCGGGCCUGAAGCCGAAGGAAGGCGAAGUCACCAGUCGCCCGUGGCAAUGGCCCAUCAACUAUCGGGGUCAGUUUUUCUCCGGCUCCGACCACCGCGUCUACCUGCUCGGCAACCCAAUCAUCUGGUGGAGCAAUUUGGUGUUUUUAGCACUGUUCCUAAUCAUCUUCGGCGUAGAGAUUAUCAGGUACCGGCGGAACGCGACACCUGCCGACACCAUCGUGACCUCGCCGGCCCCUCGCGGGCCGGCGGAUUGCUCCGAUAGCAACUGGCGCCUUCUGCGGGCCGCGGCCUGGUUGUUUGGCGGUUGGCUAAUCCAUUACCUGCCGUUCUAUGCGAUGGGCCGCGUCCUGUACUUUCAUCACUACUUCCCGGCACUGGUGUUCAACUCGAUGCUCGCCGGUGUAAUGCUCGACUACCUCACUGUCCGGCUGCCCGGCUGGCUGCGGCACACCGUCCUGGGAGUGGCGAUGGCAGGGCUGGCGUACAGUUUUAUGCUUUUCGCACCCCUUGCCUACGGUAUGAGUGGCCCGUUUAGUCACGAACCGAACUCCACCCUGGCCAGACUGAAAUGGCUGAGCAGCUGGGAAUUCUAA
Messenger RNA from Anopheles bellator, 2088 nucleotides. It is a transcript of the gene twisted, whose product is annotated as protein O-mannosyl-transferase 2. Bases 1 to 2088 code for a protein of 695 amino acids. Gene Ontology annotation, biological process: protein O-linked glycosylation via mannose. The transcript is spliced from 8 exons. The record is from RefSeq and is a predicted model, not a curated record. Gene Ontology annotation, molecular function: dolichyl-phosphate-mannose-protein mannosyltransferase activity. Gene Ontology annotation, cellular component: endoplasmic reticulum; membrane. Lineage: Eukaryota; Metazoa; Arthropoda; Insecta; Diptera; Culicidae.